Molecule: messenger RNA, 1692 nt
Organism: Besnoitia besnoiti
Lineage: Eukaryota; Apicomplexa; Conoidasida; Eucoccidiorida; Sarcocystidae
Exons: 4
Coding region: 1-1692 (563 amino acids)
Source: RefSeq, a predicted model, not a curated record
AUGUUACGCAUGUGGGCGUCAAUCUGCGUGGCGACGAUGGAAAUUGAGGUGCCCCACAAUAGUCCCGAUUCCUCGUGGCCCAUGGGUACUGAUGUGUUGCUGUAUUCUCAGUGUGGUGUUCGUCUUUCGUUUGCAUUAGCUGCGGACAUCGAUCCGGCCUGUGUGAGCCGCACUGAAGAGGCUGUAGAAGUCCGACUUGAUUCACCACCUACCAGCAGCUUUGAUGAGGACCAACAGGCGCAGAGAGAAUCUGAAAAGAGUAAAGAACAUGUCGAGCCCUCUCAGGAUGUGACUGGCCUCGGGUCUUACGAAGAGACAAGGACCCAUCUGACUGACCUGAUGCAGCAGUAUAGGGUCUGCCAGGCGAAGAGGAGACUUGUCAGGAGGAGGAUUGACAUCAUCAGGCGCAGGGGGGGGCAACACUCCGCUGGAAGCAGGGGACGCCGAGGCACUUAUGCACACUUCAAGCGCAGACACAGGGAGCCGUCGCAGGAGCAGAGCAGCGGAUUUAGCGGAGAUGGAGAUGCUACUGGAAGAAUCUCAAGCUCUGCGAAAGCGUGGAAGGAGGCGGCAGCCUCCAAGACUCCAGCGACCCAGCACAACGCCGCCGACGACGUCGCGGCCGCACAACAGCAGGAUACGGUCCGACGGGGAGUGGAGAUCGGAGACGGCACCCGCGUUCAGUGGCCGUGGGUGGGAGUGUCUCCGCCCCAAAACUCGCUGAACGCGGAGUUGCAAACGGCACAAGUCCUUCAAGUGCACGUCGUGCAGCCUCCAGCCCGCGUACUGAUACCUACAGAACCCAGCGCCAGCGCAGCGCUUGGUGCAUUUGGCACCAGUGCAGAUCCGGUUCUGACAGAGGGGCUUCUCAGAGAGGUGCACCCCCGCCCGGCGGCCAGUCGAAAUCGGCGCUUCCCCGCGACUCCAGUGCGCUACACAGUGGAACCACCAGAACCAGAGAGAGCAGCAGCCGAAGCAGGGACAGGGCCUACUACUUUAGACCGAUUCGGUAUGGAGGAAGAGGAAACGGCCGUGUCUGCUGAGAGUGCCCUCGCCAAAGAAACGGCGCCUGAGCCUAGCACCAUAACGACGCCGGAGCUGCGCCUGUCACCGGUGACAUCCGCACUCUCACCGGCGGCAACUGAGGACGAGGGCACGUCUACAACAGCGGGUCAGCCCAGGCGACAGCAGAAAGCAUCGAAGUUCAUUCGACGUCUGCGUAGGACGAAACUUGGUGCGCUUCGGCGCGGGCGGACACCCUAUAUCAUGGAGCGAGCAUAUGUACUAGCGAGCCGCCAGCAGGGAGAAACAGGAUAUGCAACGCAGCUAGACCAAGGGACCAUUCCGACACUUCCCAGAGCUGGCAAUGUUUCGAUUAUCCCUGGCAUGGUCAGUGCCCCCGAGCUCCUGCCGUCACAGACUGGUGAGUCGGCUUCGGAUCGCACGUCUCAGUGGCCGUUCGUAAAUCUCCGCCAGCCACUCUUCCUCCUUACCACCGCUCACGAAAGCUCCGCGGUCCCGCAGCCUUUCGUGAGGCCGAGCGGUGAGCUCGUAGCCCCACAGUCCGGCAGUAGCUCUGCUGAGGCUCCUGGCCCGUGGAUGUCCGCAUACACCGAUUAUGCUGUGGAACCCAAUUCCGACCGAGAGUACGCCGCAGCGGCAGAUGGGAGUAACGUGGAAAGAAGACAAUGA